Molecule: messenger RNA, 1174 nt
Organism: Phanerochaete carnosa HHB-10118-sp
Lineage: Eukaryota; Fungi; Basidiomycota; Agaricomycetes; Polyporales; Phanerochaetaceae
Exons: 11
Coding region: 39-971 (310 amino acids)
Biological process (GO): TOR signaling; regulation of actin cytoskeleton organization
Cellular component (GO): TORC1 complex; TORC2 complex
Molecular function (GO): protein binding
Source: RefSeq, a predicted model, not a curated record
AAACCAGAGUGGCAGCACAGGCUGCUCCGCGUCAAGACAUGUCAGUCAUCCUCGUCACUGGAUCCUACGACAAGGACAUACGUUUUUGGGAGGCAUGGAGCGGUAUUUGCUCCAGGACAAUAUCUCGGACCAACGAAACAGGUCAAGUAAACCGUCUUGCGAUAUCUCCGGAUAAACGGUUUCUUGCUGCUGCCAUAUACAAGAAAGUCCACAUCUACGAGAUUGCGAGCAACAUCUCUACUCCGAUUCUCACGUUUGAAGGACAUAAUUCCAACAUUACGGCUGUUUGCUUCCACAGCGAGGGGAAGUGGCUCGUGACAGGGAGCGAGGACGGAACGAUCAAAAUAUGGGACCUACGGAGCACACACCUCCAUCGAAAUUACGACAAUGAAGCACCAGUGAAUGAUGUUGUGGUCCAUCCCAACCAAGGGGAACUUAUUUCAUGCGAUCAGGCGGGAAGAAUCAAGCAAUGGGACCUCUCAGAGAAUGUAUGCACGCACGAGUUGACCCCUGCAGGUGAUAUUCCGAUGCGCUCCAUCAGCCUUGCUUCAGAUGGCUCUUGUCUUGUCGCUGGCAAUAACAAAGGGAAAUGCUAUGUUUGGAAGAUCAAUGACGAACGGUCGGAGUUACCCAGGUUCCAGGCUGUGACGAAAUUCCAGGCUCACAACAAAUAUUUGACUCGGUGUCUGUUGAGUCCAGACGUGAAGUAUCUGGCGACUUGCUCUGCCGACACGACAGUGAAGAUCUGGUCGAUAUCGCCGAACUACGAGUUCAAGCUAGAGAAAAUCCUUCAAGGUCAUCAACGGUGGGUCUGGGAUUGUGCGUUCAGUGCGGACUCCGCGUAUCUUGUGACAGCUUCAUCAGACCACACUGCACGGCUUUGGGAGAUGGCUUCCGGUGAGACUGUACGGCAAUACAAUGGCCACCACAAAGCCGCUGUCUGUUGCGCCUUGCACGAUGGGGCGGGUUAAUCUGCGGAACAGCUGCAGGCUAAUGAACUUGUCCUCGAGCCCACGGAUUAGCGCAGUUUGCUCUCUGUUUCGACUUUUUUUUCUUUUCUUUCCAUGCUCUUACGGACGGCGCUGUUUCGCGGCUCCGGGUCACAUGAUAUGGAACCAUUGUUUCGGAGGCUGUAUCAUUGUACGUCACGACUUUGUAAUGAACUGUGAAAUCC